AUGGCUGCCCGUAACACCCUCCGUCGCUCGCUGCUAUACGUCCCCGGAUCCUCCCAGCGCUUCCUUGAUAAGUCCCGCUCUCUAGCAGCAGACUGCGUCACAUAUGACCUGGAAGACAGCGUCACCCCGCACAUGAAGGCGGAGGCCCGCAGCCUAGUGCGCAGAGCAAUUGACCAGCCCGCACCAGCAGGAAUCCGGGAACGCGCAGUCCGGAUCAAUUCCGUGGAUAGCGGACUGGCGCUAGGAGAUCUUACCGAAGUGCUCCAAUCACCCAACCUGACAACCAUCGUUAUUCCCAAGGUCAAUUCCGCCUCGGACCUUACCUUUGUUACAGACGUAAUCACGCACACCCUCGCCGCGCAACAACAGUCACCAGAAUCACGCCCUCCGAUUUCGCUCCUCGCCCUUGUCGAGUCCGCCAAAUCACUAACUAACCUAUCUCAAAUUUGCUCCGCGUCCCCGCUCCUCCAAGGCUUGAUCUUUGCGGCCGAAGACUUCGCCCUAGACCUAAGCAUAACUCGCACGCCCUCACUAUCCGAAUUCCUCUUCGCGCGCUCCGCAAUCGCGACAGCCGCUCGCGCAGCCGAUCUUCCUUCGACGAUCGAUCUUGUCUGUACAUCCUACAAAUCCAACAAAGCAGACGGAUCGCCGCCAGCCGCAUUGGAAGAGGAGUGUCGGGAUGGUAGGAGACUCGGAUUCAAUGGGAAGCAGUUGAUUCAUCCGACGCAGGUGAAAGUUGCGAACGCGAUCUUCGGACCCGAUAUUGAGGAGUCGAAGUGGGCUAUGCGCGUCGUGAUUGCGGAUGAGAAGGCCGCUGCAGCGGGGCGAGGGGCUUGGACUUUGGAUGGAAAGAUGAUUGAUGUGCCUGUUGCUAGGAAGGCGAGGGCUAUUGUUGACAAGGCGGAAGCUUGUGGUGUAGAUGUUAGGGCUUUGCGGGAGGAGUGGAAGCAUCAGGAGCCAGAGUGA
Penicillium maclennaniae is the source of this 966-nucleotide messenger RNA. Its product is annotated as HpcH/HpaI aldolase/citrate lyase family protein. Bases 1 to 966 code for a protein of 321 amino acids. The transcript is spliced from 3 exons. Gene Ontology annotation, molecular function: magnesium ion binding; catalytic activity. The record is from RefSeq and is a predicted model, not a curated record. NCBI's taxonomy places the organism in Eukaryota, Fungi, Ascomycota, Eurotiomycetes, Eurotiales, Aspergillaceae. Gene Ontology annotation, biological process: oxaloacetate metabolic process.